AUGUUGGAAAUACAAAGCCAGCGUAUUAAGCACCUAGACGUGCCAAGGCUGCCUCCGGUGGUAGAUGAGGUCGUCCGCAGGGGCCCGAGCAGGAUCAUCCACGCAGCAUUUCGCGAUGCUAUGCCGACGUGGUUCGAGGACCCCGUCAUGAGAGAGUGGCGGGGAUCGAAACGCAUCCGUGACGUGCUGGAACAGGUGAACACGCUGUACCACGCCUGUAGCCAGGCCCAACCCGGUGCCUUCAACCCCGUCUCAGAUCCGCUGUGGGCUUCGACGGCGGCAGUGAUGCGGGAGGCCGGCCUGCCGCUAUAUAACAACAACAUCAACCUGCCGGAGGAGAUCGACGAGAGCUGGCCGUUCCACUUCAAGGAGCUGGAGAGGCUGGUCAUUGUCUCCAAGGGCGAGAGGGUCGGCGACGGCAACCCCAGCGGCUACGUGUGUAAUCGCUACGAGGCAAACCUGUACGGCAUCCGCGCCAUACAGCAGGAGUUCCGCAAACAGGCUCCCGGCCGCCAGCCCCUCCUCGUGGCUUCACGGUUCGAUCCUGCGAUCCUGCAGUAUGUGGCACAGCUCCUGGGUCUUGAAUACGCCCAACUCGCGCCAGACUGGGCAAGCACCACUUUAGCAGCCAAGCCAGCGGCCAUGCUUAGCGGUGAUUCCGCUCGACCCAUCAUUUUUGCCGCAACGCUCUCCAACAAUGCAGGCCAGAGUGACGACUUUGAAGCAAUCCGCCAGCUUGCCACGGAUCGAGAUGUCUUUGUCCACGUCGACGCCGCACGAACUUUCGACUACCUGACCUCGCUGUCCGGUUCGGCACGCCGUGGACUUGGCUUGCCGAAAUUGGUGUUGUCGCACCCAGAAGUCGGCGUGUGUUCGCAGAAGGCUGGCUGCAUAUGCGCUGCCAGCAUCGUCGCCGGAGGCAUGAACGACUCGGCACACCAUGCGACCGUGGCUAUCAAGCCACGAACCAUAGGGGACUGUGUUGGGCGGCGCAUCGAAUAUACUCAGGGACACGACAGCACGAUAUCCGGAUCGCGAGACGGCCUGGGCCCCCUCCUUAUGGGGUUGCAGGAGCAGCGGUUCGACCACCGGACGCGGCAGGACAUCUAUCAAGGCUGCAUCCGGAACCGUGCAUACAUCGCCCAGCUGCUUGCCUCGGCGGGUGCCAAAGUCUCGUGUCCGCCUGAGUCACUGGAUCUGAUUAUCCAUCCCACGGGACAUCGACCAUGGAACGAGAUUCCAUCGGCAGCCUCCGGGCUCUCUAAGCUGGGCUUCGUCCCCAUGGCUCACAAAGACGGUGUUGCCGGGUCUGAGGUGGCGUGGUUCGGAACCGUCCAGCCCAGUAUCACGACACGACACGUCCAGCUCCUCAUUGGAGAGAUUGGAGAGAUUCGUGACCACAACCCUAGUGCAGCGUGGGAGCUUCCUGUGCCGCCAGCUCUCCCAAUACGGUAUCCGCUGCCCAGCACUUGUCACACCUACCUCUCCGAAAAGAUGCAAAACUGGCGCAAGCAGCUCGCAGAUUCGGCGGGUUACCCCUUCAACCAGGCAACGUAUUCGGCCCUGGGACCCGUGGCCGCUCACUUCCUCGAUCGCACGAUCCCGGAGGAAUGGGUCCAGGCCCAAGCCGCUGCUCUACUGACGGCGCGCAAGGCCUCCUUUGGAAUUCCGCCCGCCGAUGCCGACCUCCUAGCUCAAUUCGGCGCCGCCUUCACCACUGGUAGCAGCAUGGGAAACCAGAUAGGCAUCCACGCCGCGCUGGCAUACGCGCCACACAACUUCAUAUACUGCUCUGCCUCGUCGCACUACAGCAUCUCCAAAGCCCUCCGCGACAGCGACAUCCUGGCGGGCCGCUGGGACACGCAAUUCCAAGGCAGUGGUGGUGACGGUCCAGCGGCGACACCCCGGUUCGGGAUCAUCCCAGUCGACGCCUCAGGACGCAUGGUCCCCGCGGAGCUCGUGCGCCAGGUAGCCGCGGACCGUGCCGCCUGCUCUGCACGUGGCCGCCGGUACGGCGUGACGCUUGUAGUCAACGUGGGCACUACAUUCUUCGGGGGCGUGGACGACAUCGCAGCACUUCGGAGGGCGCUGCGUGGCGAGCUGGGACAGGAGGUCAGCUACGUCCACGCGGACGGCGCCCUCGACUUUGGCUUCGGGCCAGGCCACGCAGAGCUCGUCUGCUUGGGCCCGCCGGGCGGGCCAAGUGUCCGCGGCGAUGACGUCCCGGUGGUGCAGGGCAUCACCGUCAGCCACCACAAGGCGUACGGCAUGAUGGUCUCGGGAGAGGUCGUCUACUAUGAUCCUUCCCACAGCGCCCUACCUGAUAUUUCCCCGGCAGUCAGCCCUCGCUCUGUGUUUGAGGCUUGGCUAUUUCGGCAAAUGUACUCAGACAAUGACAUGGCCAGGCUGCACCGUCACUGCCUGGCCAACGCGAAUGCCCUCCGGUCCAUGUUGAGUGCAAGGGAAAUCGCUGUCCUGCCGAAUCAGACCUCGUUGGUUGUUGUGCUGGAGAGGCCAGCGCCCUGGACCCUUGUAGAUUUUCAUCUCAGGGCCGAGGGCGAAUGGGUUCACUAUAUCUCAAUGCCGCACAUCACACGGCAAGCAGUCGAGCGAUUUGCCAAAGCCGUCAUUUCCCUCGACGAACACUACAACGCUGCUUUCCAAUCAGCCAAAGUCGCAUUCCGCGCCACUAUGCGCCGCGGAAUUCACCUUGUCCGCAUCCGUCCACGGGCCUCCCACUUCUCCGAGGCCGAAACCCUCGUCAACAGAGUUGACACAAUGGUGUCGCAUCGUGAUACAAGUGACUCCGCUACUGCUUCCGUCUCUGAUCUGAAAGCAGGCGAAGACGGUCUUCGCAGCGCCCUUUCAGUUGCCGUUUUAGAUGAAAAGCACAGUCCUGUUGCCGUCCUUCUUGCACAAGGUAGCAGCCAGAAGGAAAUUCGUAUCGGUCCGAUUUUCUUAGAUCCCAGUGUAGCGUUCGUGGGAAAGGACAUUUGGGUCAUCACAAAACUCAUGUUCGGAGAAAUAGAGACAGGAUUGUAG
Diaporthe batatas is the source of this 3042-nucleotide messenger RNA. RefSeq lists its product as uncharacterized. The record is from RefSeq and is a predicted model, not a curated record. Bases 1 to 3042 code for a protein of 1013 amino acids. The transcript has 2 exons. Lineage: Eukaryota; Fungi; Ascomycota; Sordariomycetes; Diaporthales; Diaporthaceae.